Molecule: messenger RNA, 606 nt
Organism: Fusarium musae
Lineage: Eukaryota; Fungi; Ascomycota; Sordariomycetes; Hypocreales; Nectriaceae
Exons: 1
Coding region: 1-606 (201 amino acids)
Source: RefSeq, a predicted model, not a curated record
AUGGCCGCCCUUGAUAUCAACACCAACUCGAGACUUUACGCAAAGCACGUCCUGAGACAGAGACUAUCUAAAUUUCUCUCGCUCAAGGCACUGAGAUGGAGGAGCUUCUGCAGAACGCCAGCAAGGUUUCGUACGAAGCGACUCGAGGAGAAUAGCAUCGAGAUUAUUCUGGACCUAGAAUUGAGUCAAGGACAUGAGUCAAAUGGCUCUGCAACAGACCUGAUUGCUGCCUACGAGUCAGACCCCGAGGCGACUUGGUUACUGGUGGCCUGCGACUACCCUUCCAUUACGGCAGAUGCGCUUCAAGAUUUGCGAUCAUGCUACAAACCUCCCGUUACAUGCUUUCAGAACCAACAAGGUUUCUGCGAGCCUCUAUUGGGCAUAUGGAGUCCAGAGGCUAUCAGCCAUGUCAAGGAGAACUACAGAGCAGGAAAGCCUAGCUUUAGCAAGGCUGUUCGGGAACUUGACGGUUAUACAUAUCUUCUUGAGGAGUCGGAAGCACUACUACGAAACGUAAAUGUCAAGUCGGAAUGGGAAGAUGCGCUGAGAUCAUUGAGGGAUGAGCCGACAGACAACUUCGUGGAAGAGCCAUUGGAAGUAUUGUGA